CCAGCCUCUGCCCGCUGUUACACAAGCAGAGGAGACUCGGUGGGGUACUGCUGUGUGUUGCCAAGGCGCACAGGCUUCCCUCCCCUCCCCCCUUCUGCGUGUAUCGUAAGACCCCUGGCAAUUUCCUUCAGUAUGCAAACGCAGUAGAAAGGGAUACCAAGAGUGGCCGUCGAAAUCCAGUUGCUCGCUUGUUGGCUUUGCCUGUAAAUGGGGGAAGUUGAGCCUGCGGAAGCACAAGAGUCAUAGAGAUUUGCUUGAAUUGUCUGGUCAAGGAUGUGGACUCAUGCUCUUGGCUUCACAGCCUUGCCCCAUCUUGGUGGAUUCCUUGGCUGGCUCAUUACCCGAAAGGAAGUGCCCACAUGGUAUGAAAGUCUGAAGAAACCUUCAUGGCGGCCACCUAAUAAAAUAUUCCCAGUUGCUUGGACUGCACUUUACACAAGCAUGGGCUAUGCUUCAUAUCUGGUGUGGUCGGACCUUGGUGGCUUCAACAGCAAAGCCAUUGUUCCACUGGGCCUUUAUGGAGCUCAGCUUGCUUUGAACUGGGCAUGGACUCCUAUAUUCUUUGGUGCACAUAACCUAACUCUGGCACUGCUAGAUAUUGUGGGUCUAUAUGGAUUAGUGUUGAGCACCAUGUAUUCCUGGUACCCUAUUAACAAGACCGCAACCAUGCUAAUGUUGCCUUACCUUGCCUGGCUGACCUUGGCUUCUUCUCUCACCUACUACAUAUGGAGAGACAACCCAGAAGAGGGAAAGAAGAAAGAAUGAGAGAAUUUGGCAAAAGGGAAGUCGUUUGGUAGAGCUGUUUGACUCUGACUCUGGUGUUAUGGAAGGGGGUUGAUUUUGUUGAUACUAAGGCAUUUUCCAUGUCAGUGUGGAGGGAUGGGGAAUCUAUUACAAAAUGCAGGGAUAUAGAUGAGCUUGCUAUACAUUUUAAAUCUGAAAAUUUCCCGCUCCUCAUAUAGGCAAAGGGAGCCCACCAUGCUCGGCUCUUCCCCUGGCCACGCUUCCACCCCCGCUACACCAGCGGCAGCAGAGGCUGGCGUCCUGGACAUGGGGGGUUGGGCGGCCACACACCGGUUGCAUUGCCUCUCAACUGGGGUGAGUGCCCCAGGGAGGGUGAAUCCACCAAUGUGGUGGUGUCCUCUUCCAAGAGCAGAUUCAGUCUCCCCCUCUUGGGACCUCCCAGGGAAAGAGAUGUUCACCUUCUUCCACGCACGUGCCUCCACAGAGCUUUAAAAAGUGAAUCAUUGUCAGUACACCUUGCCUUUUAUGUAGGUAAGAUUGUGCUCAAAUAUUUCAAGUAGUCAUGAAUGUCCUCAGUGGCAGCCUAUUUUUCUCAUUUGCAGUGGCGGCGGGGGGGGGGGGGGCUCCUACCUUUCAGCAACAUUUAGGACUGUCUCCUUUCCCAAUCAAUCUACAUGGCUUAGGUUUUGUAUUAAAAGCUUGUUUCAUUGCUGUCCUAUCAGAUUUAGGUUUAGAGUCUGAUCCUUCUGACUUGGUCAUUGGUGAGGAGUGUAACCCUGUUGCUUCCUCUAAAUUUCUCAGCAGCUUUUAAUAACCUUGACCAUAAUAUCUUUCUAGAUCAACUGGUCAGGCUGGGAAUUAGAGGCAAUCCGGUGGUACUGCUCUUACCUUGCAGGCCAGAAGAGACUGUUUGGGGACUGCUGUUAUGUACUGCAGCAUUUAUGUUAUAUUUCACAGGGCUCAGUUUUAUCCCCUAUGUUAUUCAAUGUAUACUAAGAGAGUGCCUGGAGACUUGGGGUCAGGUGUGAUCUCUACCUGAGCUAUGGAUAUGGAUGUUUUCACAGGUUCCUGGAGUCUCAGUGAAAGAGAGCUAAUAAGCUUGGGCCCUUUCUGCACGGCCAGCUUGUGGGGGUGCAUUGGCAUAGUUUAUGCUGAUGCACCCCCAUGGGACCAUUCGCACCGCCUGCAGAGCAGCCUUCGCACAAGCUGCGCCGCUUCCAAACGUUGCUUACCUCCUGUCUCCUUCUGUCGCAUUGUGGAGGCCAGGGGACACGCCCCCCCAGCCAGAACGACAACCCUGGAGUCGGAGGCCAGAAGGCAUGUCUCCUGUCCUCCACAACGCGAUGGAAGGAAACUGGAGGUAAGCAAUGUUUGGGAGGGCCGGGCGAGAAACGCCGGCUUUGACCGGUGCCGUUAACAUGGCACAGAAUGGAAGCUGGUGUUUGCUAAAAACCUUGAUCCCCGAGCGAGGUUUGAAAACACCGUUUUGGCUGGAACAGAGCGCCGCUGCAGCGAUUUGGCAGUGGCGCCUGUGUUUGAGUUGAUUUUCAGGAGUUUACAAUGUACAAGAUGGUGGGCACCCCAAACACAAUUUACAAACUCUGUAACAGUUAUACGUGAUCUGUGAUUUGCCUGUCUUCCCAUGUACACUGUUCCCACUCUAGAUCAGACCUAGGUGCAAGGAACUUCAGCAUCAUCAUGCACACUGUCGACCUGAACAGACAUGGUCCAGGGGACAGCUGCGUGGCCCAUUGCAGAAGGUCUUCUGCAAUGGGCCUAAAAGUUCUUUUCUUGGACUACUUCUCUUUCGAGUAAUAGUGGCACAGGCAUGUUUGUGUGAGAAAGAGAAUGAGGGAUUAAAGUUCCUUCUGCCCAUGUGCUAUAUAAGAGAAGACACACAGAUCGCUUAUAGCAUGGCAGAGUUUUAUCCAGAAUCCACAACCUUUGAACUCUGUCUCAUAGAAAUCUACCCUUAAAUUCAAUCUCACAGCACUUAUGUGAUUCAUCAGAAUAUGAUGGUAACAAGUCAGUCACUUCUGGAUGAUUGCAUAGCCCAGUGGUUGAAAGAAAUCUCACCUCAGCCAUGAAUUCAAUAGGUAGUUUCAAUCUCCAUGAUUUAGGGGUAAUAGUGAGCCACAUUUACAGGGAUGUUGUAAGGAUGUGCUAUGUAAAUGCUACUAUGCUAGAUAAGGGCUUUUUUUUUUUGGAUGAGACUGCACUCCCCCUUAGAGCAGAUUUGCUGCUUUGGGGGGCUUCUGGAUUCUGCUGUUAGUGGAUACUCAAAUAACAUUCAUUCCAUUUGACUCAUGCCCCAGUUGUAUUCCUUUGUGGGGGAAGAUUAUCUGGCUACUGUCACAUCCAAGUUUGAUUACUACAGUGCACUGAUGUGAGGUAACUUCAGAAGUGUUUGAAAAUUUCAGCUGAGCUAGAAUAAGGGAACUUCACUGUUAAUUAGAGUAUAAGACAUUGAUUGUAUAAUUCCAAUAUUGUAAGAUCUUCCUUCAUUUUGUUUCUGGGAACAAUUAAAGAAGCUGGGACUAUGGUACCUAAAAGAAUGUCUUCUCCCAUACAAUAUUUCAGCACUAAGACCUGCCUCUGAGGCCCUUCUCCAAAUGCAGCCCAGCUUCAGAAGUUAGCAAGGUGGCUGCUGGGAAGAGAUUUUCCACAUCAGUGGUUUUAGAGCUCUCUUCACAGAGAGAUUUGCCUUGGGCCAUCAUUACUGUCUUUUAGGUGCUGUCUUUUAGCAACUAAUACCUUUAAGACAACUUUGCUUCUGCUGCUUUUUAUAUGCUGCCUUUUCAUUGCUAAUGGGUUUUAUUUUUAUUGUUUGUAAAAGACAAUUUGUUCUGAAUGUUAUUCUUUCACUCCAUUUAAGAUUCAACAUGACUAUGUUUUGAGUGAAGUGGACUUUUAAAAAAUGAAAUAAAAUAAUUUAAAGGGCAA
This is a messenger RNA of Sphaerodactylus townsendi, 3687 nucleotides long. It is a transcript of the gene TSPO2, whose product is annotated as translocator protein 2. Lineage: Eukaryota; Metazoa; Chordata; Lepidosauria; Squamata; Sphaerodactylidae. Gene Ontology annotation, molecular function: cholesterol binding. The coding region runs from base 274 to 765 and encodes 163 amino acids. Gene Ontology annotation, cellular component: membrane; endoplasmic reticulum. The record is from RefSeq and is a predicted model, not a curated record. The transcript is spliced from 4 exons.